GCAGAGCGCCCCGCGAGCUCUUCCGGCGCGCACCGGAAACGCCUCGGCUCUCCCAAAAGCCCCCGCGCGGCCGCGCUCCCCUUUCUCUCUCUCCGUCAGCGCCGCCAUGGGCAUCGACAUCCGGCACGACAAGGACCGCAAGGUGCGGCGGAAGGAGCCCAAGAGCCAGGACAUCUACCUGAGGCUGCUGGUCAAGCUCUACCGGUUCCUGGCUCGCCGCACCAACGCCCCGUUCAACCGCGUGGUGCUGAAGCGCCUGUUCAUGAGCCGCUCGAACCGGCCGCCGCUCGCUCUGUCCCGCCUGAUCCGGAUGAUGCGGAAGCCGGGCCGGGCGGAUAAAACAGCCGUGGUGGUGGGGACGGUCACCGACGAUGUCCGCAUCCAGAACGUGCCCAAACUCAAGGUGUGCGCGCUGAGGGUGACCCGCGGCGCGCGGAGCCGCAUCCUCCGGGCCGGGGGCUCCAUCCUCACCCUGGACCAGCUGGCCAUGGCCACCCCCAAGGGCAAGGGCACCGUGCUGCUCUCAGGGCCCCGCAAGGCGCGCGAGGUCUAUCGGCACUUCGGGAAGGCACCGGGAACUCCGCACAGCCACACCAAGCCCUACGUGCGCUCCAAGGGGCCGAAGUUCGAGCGGGCUCGGGGCCGCAGGGCCAGCAGGGGCUACAAGAACUGAGACCCCUCCCCAAAA
Molecule: messenger RNA, 688 nt
Organism: Pseudopodoces humilis (Tibetan ground-tit)
Lineage: Eukaryota; Metazoa; Chordata; Aves; Passeriformes; Paridae
Source: RefSeq, a predicted model, not a curated record